This is a messenger RNA of Gadus macrocephalus (Pacific cod), 1077 nucleotides long. Its product is annotated as complement factor H-like. The transcript is spliced from 6 exons. Lineage: Eukaryota; Metazoa; Chordata; Actinopteri; Gadiformes; Gadidae. The record is from RefSeq and is a predicted model, not a curated record. The coding region runs from base 89 to 898 and encodes 269 amino acids.
UCUUUCUGUUUACCAGUUUAGCAAUGAUUAACUGCUAUGCUUCUAUAAUAAUCCCUGGGCUAAACCAAAUCUGCAUUUUGAGCACUGAAUGGAAACAAAAAUGAGCUUCAGAGAUUUUGCUGUUGUUUUUCUGAUUUGGGUUCCUAUGGGCGUAAAUGCCUUAAGGUGCCCAGCUCCCACAUUGGAUCAUGGCUAUUUUCUCCCUGACAAAAAAGCAUAUGCAGAGAAUGAGGGUCUGUUUUAUGCUUGUGAUACUGAAUUUAAACCUGAUCAGGAGGAGUGGUGGGCGGCAACUACAUGUACGGCUGGCACAUGGAGCACUGUGCCCAAGUGUAUAGCAAAAGAUCAUUGCAUUUCUCUGAUAAUCGCCCACGGUGAAAUCCAGGACAAGAGAGCAGACUAUGUGGCUGGGGACACAAUCUCGAUAAGUUGCCAAGAAGGAUAUCACUCUGAAAAUCCUCAACAAGUUUGUUCCGAUGGAAUGUGGACCCCACACCCCAUCUGUAAAGAAAAUCAAUGUGGAGUUACACCGCAAAUACUGAAUGGUAAAGCCCAAGAGAGGGGGAAGGUGGUAACGUACUCAUGCAGCACAGGCUACGUGCUGGUGGGGGUUGCGACUGUGGACUGCCUCAGCGAUGGACGAUGGUCCGAUCCUCCAGCUUGUGAAGCCAGGGGAGGAGCACGAGUUGAGACGAGUCCUUUGCCAAGGAAAGAGGAAGCCCCAAUUGAACGAUGUGGCGCCAUACCAGUAGUGCAGAAUGCAGAGCAGGAGAUAUUUGCCUGGAAUGUGCUCUACAGGUGUACGUGGGGCUACAGAAUGAGAAAUUCCAAUUCUCGGAUCUACUGUUACACGGACGGACUUUGGACCACUCCACUUCCAGAGUGCACAUGGUACUAAAAAGCUUUUCUCCACAGUGAGGAAUACUAGGAUCUACUAAUAGAGCUGUUCCUUACUGUGGAGGAGAAACAUGAAACUGUCAAAUUAUAAAGUUGUAAAUGACCUUGAAUAUUAAAUGGUCCUGUCUAUAAAGACCUUUUUAGAAAUCAAGACCAUCCAUAAAAUAAUCUACAUAUGAA